Symbiodinium sp. CCMP2592 is the source of this 522-nucleotide messenger RNA. Lineage: Eukaryota; Dinophyceae; Suessiales; Symbiodiniaceae. The record is from the annotation of a GenBank genome assembly.
AUGGCAAGCACCGUCUGGAGGGCCCUUUGUGACGCCCUGGGCAAGGACCCGCUGAAGCAACAGAGACUAGCACGUUCCCGGCCGCUUUACACCGAGAUCCAGGCCAUGGACAUCCUUUCGGACCUGCAGAAAGCCUACGAAUCACCGAGCUUUGUGAAGGCCGCCGCGGAGAUCGCCCGACAGUCGGCCUUCGAGCAAAGGUCCUUCCUGAUGAGCCUCAGGCCGAAAGCGCUGGAGGUGCAGAAGCCCAUCCUGAGGCGCCUGGGGCUUCCCAUGGACUCCCAGGGCCUCCGAGACUUGGAAGCUGCCUUGGUCAACACGGCGCGGCAGGCGCCGGCAGUGAAGGAAAAGCUGCGGAUGGUGCGCAUGGCCCAGCAAGGUGGCGACAACGGCAUGUGGACCAUCAACGUGGAGCAGAACCCGUGGUGGUCUGACAGCAACUCCAUGCAGCUGCGAGCCGUCUUUACGAAGUCCGACCCGUUCGGUGCAGCCCACAUCAACACCAACGCAGCGUGCCGGUGA